Messenger RNA from Zychaea mexicana, 2307 nucleotides. RefSeq lists its product as uncharacterized. Gene Ontology annotation, cellular component: anaphase-promoting complex. Gene Ontology annotation, biological process: ubiquitin-dependent protein catabolic process. Gene Ontology annotation, molecular function: ubiquitin protein ligase binding. Lineage: Eukaryota; Fungi; Mucoromycota; Mucoromycetes; Mucorales; Lichtheimiaceae. The coding region runs from base 227 to 2053 and encodes 608 amino acids. The transcript is spliced from 9 exons. The record is from RefSeq and is a predicted model, not a curated record.
UUAGCUCAAGAUUAUUACGUUGGUACGUUACCAAGUUGACAAGAGAGUAUAUGUGCGCAUGGAUAAGGAUGAAUGAUCAACCUCGAUACAUUUGCAUUUGUUAGCUGUUGCCGUCGCAUAUCUCAAAGAAAAAGCAGAGCAACUUAUAAGUACCACAGAUGAGGGAUGGGCCCAUCUUGUCAAACAAUUCUACCAGAUAUAUGACACCAUUAGUAAGCCGCUUGAUAUGACAUUGCUCAUGGACAGUCCGCUUUGGUCACCCGAACUGAAAUCACGCCUUCGACAAGCAUGUAGUAAAUACUUGUCUGGACUACUUGAAUCCAUGCCCAAUUAUAUCCGUGCACGACGCACAUUUUACAUCAACGCUUGCCGAUUUUUCGAGACCGUCUAUGCACAUGAACAAAUCAUGCUUACCGCGCCUGCCUAUGAAUCGUUCGACGCCUCCGUUUUUUACGCAACACUAGAUCAAAACUUGCCACCGCUCGUUGAUGCAGCACGAAUGUCGGACGAUAUGUUACAACAACAAAUCGAUCAUUUAUUGAUAGAAGAUCCACCACAAGCUUUAGAUUGGGUUAUAUCACCAGAAGGGGAAGGAGAAGAACGAGGAACAUCGACAGUAGGAGCAAUUGGGGAUGUAGAGACAGCGCAAAAAUCCAUUGGCGAGUUUAGUCAACUUUGUCUACAAGCGAACAUGCUAGGCCUGGCGCCACAUAUUAAUGCGUUUGUCUAUGAUAUGGCGAGCGAGCGGUUCCAUUUGCCUGAAGACAGUUGGGAUCAGGUCAUCACUGAACAUACGUUACGAAAACAGCUGCUCUGGAUGCGACUGGUGGUGUUGCCAUGGUACUCGCAUACACUUCAAGAACUAGAUGUACAAGAUGGAUCCCAAAUACGUAAAGCAAGUCGCGCGGAAUGGUACGAUUUUUUGCGGGAUAAGAUUGUCCUGGAGCAUACAUUGUACAGAGCCUUUUAUGAAACUCGCGUCGAACGGAUAUUUGACAUCAUUACCGAAUACCCUUCAUCUAAACCUGUUGUAGAGGAUCUCAAGUUUAUUGCAGAUAAGAACUCUGCCGAUAAAGUAACACAGUGGUCAAGCGUACCGAAUCGUAUAAAAGAUGCUGUUUUAAAUGAGUUCCGCACUCGACUACUACGAAACGGCACAUGGGCAGCUGAUAUUCUUCAACAAUAUAUCCUAUGCAUUCAAUGUCUCAAAGUCAUCGAUCCAACCUGUUCAAUACUUGUUCCAAUUAUUGAGACAGUACGAGACUAUUGGAGCACUAAACGAAAUGAUGUUGUACCAGCUGUCGUGGAUAUGAUUCGGGAAGGGGAAGAAUACGGGCUGGAUGAUGAUGAAAACAUAUAUGAGUUUACUGAAGGUGAAAUCGAACAACAAGAUAAUAACAAAGAUGAGCGAGAGCAACUUUUAAGGUUACAACAAAUGACGCUAGAUCCAAUGGCUAUGCUUAUUAGCAUCUGUGGCUCGACUACCGAGUUUGUGGAACAAUAUCAAGACAAACUUGGCAAGGCACUGAUGAUGUCUAAUAACUAUGAUACCGAUGAAGAGAUGAUCAAGUUAGAAAUGCUAAAACGACGAUUUCCAGAUAACACAAUGACGAGUUGUGAUAUCAUGAUCAAAGAUAUAGCGGAAAGCAGGCGGCUUGAUCGACAAAUACACGAAGAUGCGCAAGGAGUUCAGUCUAUAUUUCAUGGCAUGAUAUUAUCUCGGCACUACUGGCCUGAGAAAGGAGAGGACGACGAUGACAACGACGAUGAUGAUGAAGAUAUCGUCAUGUACGGGGAAAAUCAACAAGAAGGAACAAAAGAAAAGAAACCAGCAACGCUACUGGAUGAUGUGGAACAAACUUUACAGGCAUAUGUCGAUAAGUUUAAACACUACAAAGCGAACCGCAAGUUGCAUUGGAAACCGUCACAGGGAUCUGUAUCGAUUGAAUUGGAGUUCCAGUCUAGAACGGUGGACAUGAUAGUAGAUCCUAUUUCAGCCUUAGUCAUCUCACUGUUCCAGGGCAAAGGUAUAAAUAACCUCAGUACACAUUGAUAUGAAGUGAGAAACUGCCUCUCUAACAUGACCUUUUCUCCCCGUUGUCCUAUUCUCUCUCUUUACAGGACAACGAUACACGGAUGAAGAAAUAGCUAGCAAGAUCCAAGUAAAUUUGAACAAGGUUAUGGGGAGCUUAGAGUAUUGGGAAAAGGAAGGGAUACUGAUGUUAUCGAACGAUUGUAAAUACCAACUUGUCGAAGAGUAAAUGCAUAAUCUAUAUCCACAUAGUAUAAAGACCAAACGAAUCCUAU